AAAACACAGAACGGAGAACACAGAAGUAGCUACUGAAAACACCAAACACGGAAAAGAGAAACUAAGCAGAGACAGCAGGAAAGCUGCGAUGCCUGGUCACGCUGGAAGAGCAGAAGGAACAUGAAGAAACAUGAAGAUAGGAGUGGUAACGGUAUCAAUUUUCACAACAAUUAAUUCUACACUUCCGUGAUGGAGGAAUACUUGCAACAUUUUGAAGAUGUGUCAAAAAAGUAUGGAAGCAACUUUCUCAUCCAGAUGCAAGAUGGUGCACCUCGAAAAGUUUUCAGGAAGGGCCACACAAUCCUUCCCCUUCAUCUGGCUGCCUCUUACAGAAGAUUUAAGAGCAUGCAGAGCCUGCUGUCAGCAGGAGCAGACCCUGAAAUGAGGGACCAGCUCGGUCAAACCACGCUACACUUGGUGAUAGUUGGUUGGCCGAGCAUCCAGACAACUUGGUCAAAACCAGAUUCCAAGUUGCAGACUGCUGUGAUAGGUUUGCACAGGAAGGCGAAGGCUUGUCUACAGCUCCUCUGUGAGCAUGGUGUUAAUGUCAAUGCACAGGUGAAGGGAGAGAGUCAGCAGACAGCUCUCCACCUAUCAGUACGCUACACUGCUCUGUCUGCUGUCCAGAUUCUUGCCAGCUAUGGUGCUGAUGUUAAUGCUGUGGACAGCAGUGGGAUGACGCCCCUACAUAUGGCCGCUGGGAUGCUCCAUAAGGAUAUUAUAGCCAACUUGAUCAGGCAGGGAGCAGAUAUCAACAUGGGGCUGAAGAACACUGGAAACACUCCUCUGCACUUAGCUGCUGUGGCAAUGGCUAUGAAGACCACCAAGACCCUGCAAGACGACUUAAACUGCAUCUCUGAGCUGCUGGAUCAUGGGGCCGAGCCCAACGCAGAGAACAAGGCAGGAAUUACACCUUUACACGAGGCAUGCAGCACGGGCAACAAGCAGCUGGUCGAGCUGCUGCUCAGGUACGGAGCUAACAUCAACAAGCUCAGCCAAGCAGGGGAGAACUGUCUGUUUCUGUUCCUGAACCACAGGUCUAAUGUAAGGAACAGCUCCCUGCUGGUGACGCUCCUCAGCCUGACCUCCCCGCUCACCGUCUACAACCAAAACUGCCACCUGCCCUCAGCCUUGACAUUACCAUGUUUCUUGAAGCAGAGAGACCAGCUACUAAAACUCAUUCAGCAGCCAAGAAGGCUUCAGGAUAUUUGUAAGAGUGAUAUUUACCUGAGACACAUCCGAGACAAAAAAGGGGAACUGAAAGAAAUCCUGCCAGAGAGGCUAUAUGACUUUGUCUUCAACUACUGGGAGAACACACACAACAUCUCCUUUGUGACUGAUGAUGACCGACAGGAUUCUCUUAAUAACACAUUUGAUAAUAUUACUCCUAGCUGACACCUGUGAGUCAGUG
Molecule: messenger RNA, 1411 nt
Organism: Seriola dumerili (greater amberjack)
Lineage: Eukaryota; Metazoa; Chordata; Actinopteri; Carangiformes; Carangidae
Product: ankyrin repeat domain-containing protein 61-like
Exons: 6
Coding region: 190-1395 (401 amino acids)
Molecular function (GO): protein binding
Source: RefSeq, a predicted model, not a curated record